AUGACAGUGCCAGAUGGCUCUUCCGGUGGACCGCCGGCCGGUGUCACGUACCAAAAGGGACAAGGUAGGGAGCCUGCAAGCACCAAGAAGUUCUACAUCUUUGGUCACAACAUCUCUCACUCGCUCUCCCCAACGAUCCACAAUGAGGGCUUCAAACACACAGGUUUCGACGGACACUACACUGUCCACGAGAGUCUGAGGGUGGACUCGAGAAUCGCAGCCCUGCUUGCGGACCCCAACUUUGGCGGCGCAUCCGUGACCUUCCCACACAAGUUGCAGGUUGCGGACCUGCUCGACUUUGUGUCCGCGGCUGCUAAAAAGAUAGGCGCUAUCAACACAAUCAGCAAAAAAGACGGAAAGUUGUGGGGGGACAAUACCGACUGGUCCGGUGUCAAGUCAUGCAUUGACAACGCUGGGAUAACCGGGCUCGCGGACGCUCCAGCGAUUGUGCUUGGCGCAGGGGGUGCGGCGAGGGCGGCGUGCUACGCGCUGGUUGAGCUGGGGAUUCCCAGAAUCCUGGUGGUCAAUCGCACAAGGGCCAACGCUGAGGCCAUGAUCUCGAGGUUUCCGGAGGCGAGCUUUGAUAUCUGUGAGACACUCGAGGAAGCCGUGGAGGCGUCGAAAGCCACACCACCGAGGGUCGUGAUUGGAUGUAUACCUGCGGACGACCUCACCGAGGAUAAGAUUCCUGCAAGACUCUUUGGAGGCGCAGAAUCCGGAAUUCUGGUUGAGAUGGCAUACAGACCACCAGUCACGGGUAUGGAAAAGGCAGCUGUGAAGCAUCUGAGCUGGAGGAUCUUCAAGGGCGUUGACAUUUUGAGGGAACAGGGCUUUGCGCAAUUCUCGAUUUGGACCGGAACAGAGGCGCCCAAGGAGGUCAUGUCAAGAGCUAUGGAAGAAGAGUUAAAGAGACGGGCUAUCACUCAGAAACAAUAG
Molecule: messenger RNA, 936 nt
Organism: Diaporthe amygdali
Lineage: Eukaryota; Fungi; Ascomycota; Sordariomycetes; Diaporthales; Diaporthaceae
Exons: 1
Coding region: 1-936 (311 amino acids)
Biological process (GO): shikimate metabolic process; chorismate biosynthetic process
Cellular component (GO): cytoplasm
Molecular function (GO): shikimate 3-dehydrogenase (NADP+) activity
Source: RefSeq, a predicted model, not a curated record